Molecule: messenger RNA, 1086 nt
Organism: Cuscuta epithymum
Lineage: Eukaryota; Viridiplantae; Streptophyta; Magnoliopsida; Solanales; Convolvulaceae
Source: the annotation of a GenBank genome assembly
AUCUUAUCCAAACUGUUUUAUAGAUUAAACAACGUGCGUGAGUGACGGAAAAUGGCGAAGUGCGAGGAUCGGAUCGAAGAGGCCAUCUCUGAUAUGGAACUUGGCGGACGCACCACCGGUUCUGGAGCGCCGCCGCCGUCAUCCCAGAAUGAUCGUCCUUACGCCACCGCCGGCGCAGCUGUAUUCUCACCCACUUCCGCUGUAACCAUAAUUCAAAAGAUGAUAGCGGAGGCGGUGGGGGUUUACUUCAUCAUAUUUGCGGGGUGCGGAUCGGUGGUGGUGAACAAGCUAUACGACGGCAAGGUGACGUUUCCGGGGACCUGCCUGACGUGGGGGUUGAUCGUCAUGGUUAUGAUUUACACUUUGGGUCAUGUUUCCGGCGGCCAUUUCAACUGCGCCGUCACUCUCACCAACGCCGUCUUCCGCCGCUUCUCUUGGAAACUCGUUCCUUUGUAUAUCAUAGCGCAAUUAGCAGGUUCCAUUCUUGGUAGCGGCACAUUAGCCUUGAUGUUCGAAGUAACUCCGGAAGCUUAUUUUGGUACUCUUCCGGCGGGUUCCAAUUGGCAGUCGUUUGCUAUAGAGAUUGUCAUUUCAUUCCUUCUCAUGUUUGUCAUUUCCGGCACUUCAACCGAUGAUAGGGCAACAACAACGGUGGGACCUUUGGGUGGAGUUGUAACCGGGAUGACCAUAGCUUUAAAUGUUUUUGUUGCUGGGCCCGUUUCUGGUGCAUCGAUGAACCCAGCAAGAAGCAUUGGGCCGGCGGUUGUGAAGCGUACAUAUAGAGGUUUGUGGGUAUAUAUUUUUGGGCCAGUAAUCGGAACCAUCGCCGGAGCAUUUGUGUACAACGUGCUUAAAGUCACUCAAAACCCAAUUGACAAUUCAUCCAAAAGUAGAUCAUUCUUUAAACAACUUAGUACUUAAUUCAUAAUUAUAUACGAAGUAUUCGCUAGAUAGUUUCGUAUAUAAAUUUUAAUUAAAGAGAAGAAACUGGAUUUAGUGGGUAAUGUGCUAUGGACGGGAAUAAUAUAUUUUUUUUGUGAAUUUUGUCCUUACAAGCUUUUAUACAUAUCCAUUUUGUCAACCGCC